AUGGAGGUGCGUGUGUGUCGAGAAGGGAAGAGAUGUCUUUGUUUGGAAAAUUAUUCAACCAAUUAUGAUAGUAGUUUUGGGCAAAGUUUAAGCGGCGGUGGAGGUUCGUUGUCUUCCUUGGGAGGACAAUCGAGUAGUGCCGGUGGUAAUUCGAUUUCUAGCAUAGGUACUGGUACAACCAAUACAAACAAUAGCAGCAAUCCAUCGUUCUCAAUUUCACAACAACAAUAUCAGACACUACAACAACAACAACAAUCACAACAACAACAACAACCAUCGCAAGACAAACAUUACGUACCGAGUCGGAUCUUCAGUCAGGAGCGAUCCGACCUCUUGUCAAGCAGCACCGACAAGCGAAAAACUUCACCAGGUGACUCCAAUUCGCUUGUUACAACAUCGCCACAACAUCAUCAUCACGGUCAUCACUAUAGCUCGCUCCACCAUCACGGUCAUCAACAACUGUCACCAACAACACCAUAUUCCUAUUCGCUAAAGUCGCGAUUCGGGGGUGACAAUAUCAAUAGUUCAUCUAUGAUGUCAUCGCCAAUGACCACCACAAUGAGAUCACAUCACCAACCGAAUCAAUCGCAAUCCUCCAUGAUGACAAUGAUGAUCGACAAAGACUAUAUACCGAGAACAUCUAUCUACGACGAUCCAUCGCCUGCCUCUACAGCAGUUAGCAACAUCGGUGGUGUCAGCAACAACAGUAAUGUAGCCAACCAAAUUCCACCACUUUCAUUCUUUGAGACACCAGUCUCACCAGCAGUACAACAACAACAACAACAACAGAGUCAGAAUCAACAACUUCAAUUACAUCUACAACUUCAACAACAACAACAGCUACAACAACAACAACAGUUGUUUGGUUCACAAUCUUCGCAGCUAUCGCAACAGCAGCAACAACAACAACAACUUCUUCAACAACAUCAGCAACAACAACAACAACAGCUAUCAAUCUCUACACUUGGAAACAAUAGUAUUUCACCUGCAUCUGCAAGCAAUAAUCAACUUAUGACAAUGUCGGCAUUGCAAUCGACCAAUAUGAUGAAUGCCAAUAAUUCGAUGCUGCCGUCUACCUCACUCUAUUAUACAGCGGCAACAGAGAAUCUACCGUUGUACGCCGACAAGUAUGAUAGACGUUGGGUCACUAUCUUUGGAUUCCCACAGACAGCAAGCGAUGUAGUACUAGACGAAAUAGAAUCGAGUGCACACAUAGUUGAAAUUAAAUAUCCACCAUCCAGUAACUCCAACUGGUUAUACAUUAAACUUGAAAGUGAAGCAAUUGCACAAGAUCUACUAGCAAAGAAUGGUAUGAUCAUUGGAAAUUGUAUGAUUGGUAUAACACCUUAUAAAGAAGCAAUUAAAACAGAAGAUCAACAACAACAACAAAAUACACAACUACCAUUUAAAGAAAUAGAAACAUAUACACCAUAUAGAAGAAACUACGACCCAUCAGAUUACAAUAACAACUCACAAUCCAAUGCAACCAAACCAUCAUUGAUAUCAAAGAUAUCUGAAUAUGUUUUUGGUAUUUAA
Messenger RNA from Heterostelium album PN500, 1536 nucleotides. Its product is annotated as Nup35/Nup53 family RNA-binding protein. The record is from RefSeq and is a predicted model, not a curated record. Gene Ontology annotation, cellular component: nuclear membrane; nuclear pore central transport channel; nuclear pore nuclear basket. The coding region runs from base 1 to 1536 and encodes 511 amino acids. The transcript has 3 exons. NCBI's taxonomy places the organism in Eukaryota, Evosea, Eumycetozoa, Acytosteliales, Acytosteliaceae. Gene Ontology annotation, molecular function: structural constituent of nuclear pore; single-stranded DNA binding; phospholipid binding. Gene Ontology annotation, biological process: NLS-bearing protein import into nucleus; regulation of DNA-templated transcription; nuclear pore organization.